This is a messenger RNA of Sodiomyces alkalinus F11, 1965 nucleotides long. RefSeq lists its product as hypothetical. Bases 1 to 1965 code for a protein of 654 amino acids. The record is from RefSeq and is a predicted model, not a curated record. The transcript has a single exon. NCBI's taxonomy places the organism in Eukaryota, Fungi, Ascomycota, Sordariomycetes, Glomerellales, Plectosphaerellaceae.
AUGUCCGACUUGGGCUUGGACCCGUCACAGUUCAUCGCUCGUCCGUAUUCUGCGCAGCCACCGUCGAAGUCGGACGCCGACACACUCCAUGAACAGGCCGCGGCGGGAGAUGUCAUUCACACUACAGAGACGGAGAUGGAGAACGAGACCGAGACCGAGACCGAGACCGGCUCGCGAAGGACUCAAUACACCUUCUACUCUACUCAAACAAACCACAAGAACUCUUCUUUCGAGGGCACAGUAUCAGUUACGGCACAAGGCAUCAAGAUCCAUUCUGGGACGGCUACAUCGGCUUGCCAUCCUCCACAGUCCGCCCUGACCGACCAGACCUCAGCCUCCACCGCUGCUCAGAUGAUCCGGCGACUGGCCCAGCAGAACAGUCGCUUACGGGAGACAUGGGAGGCGGAGCGCAAAUACCUAGAGGCCAACCGCGAGAGGGUGGAAGAGGUCUAUAAAGAGGAGCGAGCCCUCAUGGAGGAGGAGCGGUGCCUGUGGGACGCCGAGAAGACCACCAUGGUCAAGGAGAUCCGACUCCUCAGAGAACGCGUCCUGGAGCUCGAAAGCGACAACCUUCGCCUACAAACAGCCCUAGCCCAACAGCGCCCGCGCCAGCACCACUUGCCUGAACAGAAGGCGGCCAAGGCUAAAAUCGCCUCUGUCACCACCUUUGUCGCCUCUGUCACCUCUGUCAGCGGUCCACGUACCAAAGGUGGUGGAGAGGGAUCCACCGGCUUUUAUCCGCCUUCCCACACCACGCUCGUUCCGGCAAGUGAUCGGCGUUUCAACACUAAUAUUUCCCGGACAGAUGACGAAGACGGCGCUAGGCGAUCUGAUCUCGCGGUAGACUCAGCGUCUGCGUCAGACACCUUCCCGCGUCCUACCACCACAUCAAUAAGGAGAAGUACAGAUAGUACACUGCUAUUCAACAAGCCGCACGUACCCCAACGACCUCGCUUCCUCUCAGCUCCAGCUUCCAGCAGCCUUUACCCACCACGUCGGCCUCAGCCGCCGUCAUUCUUCAUGCCCGGAAACGCCCCGAUGCACCCACAGUCUUCUGCGUCACCCCAGGUCGACUUUCUCGGCUCGCCAAGGGACGAGGACGUCCCUGUCAUCGACAUCCAAGCCAUUCAUCCCGAACUCGAAGGGAUCUCCUUGAGGGCUCCUGCUGUGCAAAAGGAGACUUUUACCGAUUCCAGCACGGACAGCUCGAAUGAUCCCUCCGCCCAUCCCUCGCCGCUCGACAAUGGUAACGGCGACGGCGACGGCGACGGCGACGGGGAUAGCAACGGUAGCGACGCGACAAUGUCAAGGAGGAGGAGAUCGUCGAAACGCCAGACCCUCGAAGUACUCUCCGUUCCCGAGCCGGCUAGGCUUGUGAUGCAUGCGGGCCACACCCCGAGCCACUCCCUGACGCACCUUCCGUCGGCCAUCGUCUCCGAUGCCGCCACCAUCAACGGCGAGAGCGGCACCUCGACGCCCAGGGAAGACCCCGCCGCCAGAGGAGGCGCCAUGGCGAAACUCGGCAGGACGCAGAAACGCCUCGCUCUCCCACGGCGGAUUGAGGAUACCCUGAGUUUCGAACUGGAGGCGUCGGCCGAAGACCACCCGGAGCCUCGGUUCGAACCCGACGAAGGCGACCGCGAAUUGAAAGGUCCGCUGAUGGUCAAAAACAUCCCCGCCCAGGACGAGAUUUUCUUCCGGCGGUUAUCCGAGAAGCUCGAGGACGUGAGCCGCGGCCAGGACGCUACACCGAGUUGCAUGCAGAAUGGCGAGGAGGCGUACGAGGAGGAUGGCGCGGCCGCCUCUUCAAAAGAGCCGGGGAAUGGCGAGGAGGGGCUAAACGGUGCUCAAGAGCGUGGCAGCGGGUCCGAUUCCCUCUCUGAGGAUGAAGAGGGUGUUAAGGAUGUCCCUCUCAAGCUCAAGAGGUCGAACAAUUUCGGAGCGCCAUUGGGAGCAAUACACUAG